This is a messenger RNA of Schistosoma guineensis, 1117 nucleotides long. NCBI's taxonomy places the organism in Eukaryota, Metazoa, Platyhelminthes, Trematoda, Strigeidida, Schistosomatidae. The record is from the annotation of a GenBank genome assembly.
CUAAAAUAGAAUUCAAUCAUACACAUCAUUUCAACCUAUCAUAAGUAUACAAACAUAAUGUAAAAUCACUUGUCUGAUUGUGAAUCAAAUCACUAUUGUUUUCAUCAUUCACCAAUAUAUAAAGUGAACAACGAAUUCACCUUUCAAUAGUUUAUCCUUUAUCAUUAAUAUUAAAGAGUUAUUCAUAUAUAUUUAUUCAAUAAUAAAGACUUCAAUAUUCAAUUAUUCAUUCAUUAAUACAUUUUAAAUUAAUUUUACAAUUCCAUAAUCCAAAAAAAUAAAAGAAUGAAUAAUUCUGUAAUAAAAAAUGCUGAUAUGUCACAUGAAAUGCAAAAACGUGCACUUGCUAUUGGAAUGGAUUCCGUUCGAAAAUAUGAAUUAGAAAAAGAUAUAGCUGAUCAUUUAAAAAAAGAAUUUGAUACAAGAUAUGGUCCAACAUGGCAUUGUAUAGUGGGAAGAAAUUUUGGCAGAACCUUAACUUUAUCACAGAAGAACACAACUCGCAUAAAGUGUACUUAAAGUGUAGUAAUAAGGAAGGAUAGUUCUAUUUGUAUUACAUGGUACUUGUAAUCGUCUGCAACUAGAUAGAAAAGAAAAACAAUGUUUUAGUACGUAUUGAAGACGUGAAUUAUAGCAUGUUUUGUGAAUAGACGAAAUUGUAAUGAUUUUAUUAACCAUCUAACAUAUUUCAGUUCAUUGAAAUUACGUUAUCUUCUAACUGAACAAUAUCUUUAUGCCAUACAUUGUUCAAGGUAUGAUUUAAAUUGUUUACAUAUACUUCUGAUACGAAGAACUGUGUAGUUAUUUGAUAGCGAAUAUUUGUUGCAUGUGAUUAGGAUUUUGAAAAUCUUUUGUUCUAUGGAUUUAGUGGUUUCAUUGCCUUUAUAGAUAGGAUCGUUUGUACAUAAUUUAAAAAGCAGUUAGUUGUUAGGAUUUAUCCACAGUUAACCAACAGUUUGUUCUGAUGACCUAGAAUUUGAUGUAUUGUUAUUCACGUGUUUUCUUCAUUUAUCAUCCCUCUGUUAUAUCUAGAUUUUAUAUUCUUAAUAUACCGCAUAUAACUUGAGCAUUCGAACGUUAGAAGACAGAAGACCGGAGUAAGUGUUUUUUGGGCAGG